This is a messenger RNA of Yamadazyma jaroonii, 1263 nucleotides long. NCBI's taxonomy places the organism in Eukaryota, Fungi, Ascomycota, Pichiomycetes, Serinales, Debaryomycetaceae. The record is from the annotation of a GenBank genome assembly.
AUGAGAAAGUGUAAAGUAUUUGUUGGUACCUCCCACCCAGAACUUGGGCAAUUAGUCUGUGAAAGGUUAGGUGUCAACCCAGCACCUGUUACUUUAAAGAAAUUCUCCAAUGGUGAAACAUCUGUUCAAAUUGGAGUUUCUAUCAGAGAUGAAGAUGUUUAUAUUAUUCAAAGUGGUUCACCAACCAUUAAUGAUCAUAUAAUGGAGUUAUUGAUCUUAAUAUCUGCUUGUAGAGGUGGAUCAGCCAACAAAAUUACUGCUGUUAUACCCCAAUUCCCAUAUUCUAAACAAUCAAAAAUGAAAAAACAUAGAGGAGCUAUUACGGCGAGAAUGUUAGCUAACUUAUUGAUUAUGGCUGGUGCCGAUCAUGUCGUUUCUAUGGAUUUACAUGCCAGUCAAAUGCAAGGAUUUUUUACCAAACCUGUUGAUAAUUUAUUGGGAGCUCCAACAUUAUCAAGAUGGAUUCGUCAUAAUAUCGAUGAUUGGGAAAAAGCUGUUGUAGUUUCAAAAAAUCCCGGUGGUACUAAAAGAGUUACUGCAUUAGCUGAUUCUUUGAAAAUCAAUUUUGCUAUGAUUCAUACCGAUAGAAGAAGAACUCAUGAUGAUUUCUCCAGUAAAAACAAGAAGAAAAUCUUAAGUAGUAAACAUAAAGUCAAAAGUGACGAUGAAGAAGAGGAAGACAACAUUGUUAGUGAAAUGCAAACCGCCAGAGUUGUACAAGGACAUGUUGUUGAUGAUGAUUAUAAAAAUGGUGUUGCUGAAAAACCAGCUCAACCUCAAACCCCUGAUAGAUCACAUUUAACUCAACCUUCAAUCAUUGAUUCCGAUGCCUUAGGAGGUUCUUAUGAUGCAGAAAAUUCUGAUGAUGAAGAUGAUUUAAAUUCAAGUGUGGUUGAAAAAUUAAUCACUUUAGUCGGUGAUGUUCAUGAUAAACCAGCUAUCAUAUUAGAUGAUAUGAUUGAUAAACCAAAUUCAUUUAUUGCAGCUGCUGAGCAUUUAAAAAGAAACUGUGGUGCAAAUGCGGUCUAUAUCUUAGGUACUCAUGGAGUUUUCAAUGACGAUUGUUUAGAAAUUUUAAAUGAUUGUGAUUGUAUUGAUAAAAUUGUUGUCACCAAUACUUACCCAAUCACCAAAGAAAGACUUACCAGAAAUAAAAAAUUAAUAGUUAUUGAUGUUUCCCCAAUUUUCGCUGAGUGUAUUAGAAGAGAUCAUUUUGGUGAAUCAAUUUCUGUAUUAUUUGAUUCUCUUGCUGCUAUUGAAUAG